AUGCCGCUUAUCCUAAAGCCCUCCAUCCUUCAAGGGGUCGAGAGCGAGAAAACGGUGUUAAGAACCAGCGAGGGUGGCGAUAUAUACACGGAUGAGGGAGUCUCUAAUCACUGUUACCGAUGUAAUCACGGCUGUCAGUCGGAAGUGACUUGUCUAUAUAAGCUUGUGAUGGUUGAUGGCCGGGGCCAUGGCCGUGGUUAUGGUUGCGGUUGUUUGACCAUCACCAUGAUGUCUGACAUAAGAGGCGCUGCUGGACUAUGCAGCCAGCCUUCAAGGAUAAGAAUAACUAAUGACGAUCUCGACUCUGAAACCUGGAAACGGUUCUCUUUCACCCUGGACCUGAGGUCUGCGUCUAGAUGGACAUUCCCCAAGGAGAAAUCGUCUGGAGUUUGUACAUGUCCACGUUCGCUGUGGCCCUUCCUGAAACCCCAGAGCCAUGGGAGGACAAGUCAAACCUCACCCCCCAGCCGCAGGAUCUGCACCUAUGACUUGGUCUUGCAUCGUCCACACAGCCAUGUUUGUUGCGCGAAGGCAGUUGUUUAUUUUUAUCAGCUGCAAACAAUUAUUCUUCUCUCCCUGGCAUGCCGCCCGGUCCUCGCGUUCAGGCUGAUGGGAAGGAGCCUUUGGUACUUUAACUACCCGGGUCGGGAGAAACGGGUGAUUCCACGAACUGGCAAGCUACCAUUCGAUCUUGAGCCUUGGGCUCGUAUUUACGAGGGCACCUUACAUGCGCAGGAACCACAGGUGUGGGCAAGCGCUAACACUGCAGGGCAAAGCGAGGCCAGGGUUAAACGGGCAGUUCUGGCCAAACAUAUUCUUCCCCUGGUUGAUGCUGUGACAAACGACGCUGUCACGUCUUCGGGCAAACCGCCAACUACGAGCGAAAAGGCUUUGACGCCCGAAACCUCUGCAAUCAAGGGAAGCCAUGUCAUUGCAGCCAUCGGCUAUAGCACCCUAGGAGAUAAGUGGAAUACGGGAGGAUUCCUUAAAGGAAAUGCAAGCAGGAAGCAGAGAUUACUCUUUAGCGUGAGAAGAAUCCGCGAGUGGGGGUUGAAGAUAUGCCUGAGAGCCCACAACGCCUCGGGCGGCAUCUUCACCCCCCAGCACCUAUCCCGCGCAUCGCAUCUUGAUAAUUUGGGGUAUGAUGUUGGAUGCUGCCAGCUUAACUAUGGCAUACCCUUGCAGGUCGCUCAGGAAUCCAGGUUGGCCUUUUUCAGGUCUCCUGCCGUAUUCUUGACUAUUGAUAGAUCGACGAUUCCCUUCUACCAUUCACGCCCAUGCGGAUACCGCCCUUCCUGCCAUCAUGACAAACUUGCUCUCUCAACCUUGGAAGGCCCUGACGACGGUGUCUCUAAAGAUCCUGUGUGGGGGGGCGGACAAGGGAGUGGCCGUGGUACCUACGAAUCACUGUGCCGUAGGGAAGACGCAAUGCUGCCCGCAGAAAGGCAACCUGACUUGAGACUCGAGCAGUUUCGGCGGUUUAUUGAAGCGGACCGGUACGGGGCGAGGAAUAUGAUGCGUAUGCAACACCCGUCCUCGAAGCAGGAGAGAGCACAGGCACAGAGCACCACAGACUCUCAGUAUAACGAGAUGCAAUGCAAGGAGGCGGUAUCGAGAGGCGAAGGCGUCCAGGGGAAAGAUACCAGCGCCAUUAAGCCAUAUGUGUACCUAGCUACCGACCGCCCUGUGUACUGGCCAGCCGGAGCACACUGGGAUACCCACGCUGAGGACGGGAAACACACUUCCCAGAUUGACCACACACCCGAUACAGCAAUAGAUAGAUAA
This is a messenger RNA of Nannizzia gypsea CBS 118893, 1785 nucleotides long. RefSeq lists its product as hypothetical. Lineage: Eukaryota; Fungi; Ascomycota; Eurotiomycetes; Onygenales; Arthrodermataceae. The coding region runs from base 1 to 1785 and encodes 594 amino acids. The record is from RefSeq and is a predicted model, not a curated record. The transcript is spliced from 13 exons.